Molecule: messenger RNA, 3291 nt
Organism: Synchiropus splendidus (mandarinfish)
Lineage: Eukaryota; Metazoa; Chordata; Actinopteri; Syngnathiformes; Callionymidae
Gene: tango6
Product: transport and golgi organization 6 homolog (Drosophila)
Exons: 17
Coding region: 105-3236 (1043 amino acids)
Biological process (GO): protein secretion
Source: RefSeq, a predicted model, not a curated record
CCGCGUCAGUGUGACGUUUAACUCCGGCGCCAUCUUCACUUGUGGUUAGCAGCGUGGCUAGUUAGCCGACUCUUGUUGGCGGAGGAGCUCAGUGGUUCUUCACCAUGACGUCUGAGCUCUUCUGCGCUCUCGACACCCUGACCAGACCCUUGAGCGAGACGCGGGAUGCUCGGUGUACCCAGCAGGAGGCGCUGUUGACUGCCCUGCGUGAGAACAGAAGUCUUCUCCUGGAGCAGCUGCGGGAGCAGGGGGGUCUGGAGGUGGCGCGGAGGCUCCGGGCCGAGGUGCUGGCUGGCCAGCAGUGGUUCUCUGACACAGGUGAUGUCCCCUGGGACUUUGUGCAGGAGAGUCUGCUGCUGCUGCUCGCGCUGGCCCGCCAUCUCUCCUCUGAACUGGAGCGCUUCCACCAGACUGCUGCUCGGCCAGGCGAGCAGCCGCGAGGCCCAGAAAUGGCCCCGCCGCUGCCCCCCGACGUUCUCAGUGUGAGCCAGCAGAAGACUGUGGCGGCCGCUCUUCAGUUUGUGGUUUGUCUGGGUGUGUGUCCGUACCUGGCUCCGGGAGUCGGGCUUCCGCUCAGGCACAGGUCCGCGUUUGGUGCCUUGGUGGAGAAGGUCGUCCAGGGAGGGGGCGUGGCAUCGGCGACCCACCGGCUCUGGACCACCACCACUGUGCUGCUGAAGCUGGCGGAGCUCUCGUCUCUGGCCACGCUGGUGGUAACGCGGCAUCUGGGGGACUUGAUGGCGGCGCUCAGCCAACUGGGUCACCAGCCGCUGCGAGAGGACGGGCUCUCCAUGGGGGUGAGCAGGCAGACGCUGGCGCCCGAGCAAAGGCUGCGCUGCAGGGAGGCUCUGCGGCGCCUCCUGGGUCAGGUCUACCAGCCGGUCGUCAUCACGGAGCUCCUGCUCCUGCAGGGGGCGCCCAGACAGGCUCGUCCAGCAGGGGGCGGUGGCGGCAGGUUGGCGCCCUCCUGGCUGAGGUGUCUCUGUGGUCAGCUCCUGUCCGAGCGUCUGAUUCAGCCCAGCGGGGUCCAGGCUGUGGUGCGGGCCGUUCUGGAGCUGGGCAGCGGAGGUGAGUCGGACUGGAGAACGUGUGACAGCGUGGCCAAGAUCCUGGCGGCGUGUCCGCAGCAGGCCCAGUCCGCCGACAGAUACUACGAGCAAGUGUGUCCUCAGAUCCUUGACCUCCUGCACUUCAGUGACAAACUGACCGCCAUGCAGUUCCAGCGUGUGGCCACCAGGGCGGUGCUCUGCAUGGUCCAGGAGAAGCCGGGCUUGGCUCAGCAGAAGCUGCUGACUCCGCUGCUCGCGCCUCUGAGCCGCUGCACCAGCGUCUCCGGUCGGUCUCACGCACACAACAAAAACACGGAAGCCCAAGCUGGAGAGGGUCCAACCUUCCCUCAUGUCUGUGCAGACGCCGGCGACUGUGUGGAGGAAGAGCAGCUGACGCGCUGUGUGGAGGACGUGUACAAGGUGUGGGUGGUGGGCAACAGUGGGGCGCCUCUGCUGCGGUCCGCCCUGCAGCCAGUGCUUCCUGUCCUCUUCGCUGUCUUCUGCUUCAGCCAGAAGAGCGUGACUCACCUCCGCGCGCAGUGUGAGCAGAUCCUGCUGUGGUUCCUGAGGCAGGCAGACCCAGCUGCAGCUCUGCUGACCCUCAAGCAGCUCUGCGGCCUGCAGCCGCCGCUCAGCUGGCUGCCGCCCGGGUUCCGCUUCAGCGCCGGCAGCGAGGGAGGAGUGAGACUGAGCCGCACCGACACCUGCAGUGACGAGGAGGAGGACCUGUUUGAGAGAGUGUCGGAGGAGCAGUGGAGGCUGGAGUGCCUGAUGAAGCUUCUGGCUCAGCUCACAGACCAGGAUCUGCCCGGGGACUUCUUCCUGGACCUUCUGCAGGAGCUGAACAGCGUGGCCAGCGCGGCGGCGGCGGCGGCAGACGAGGACGAGCCGCAGGCGGAGCUGUCGGCCAUGUCUCUGCUGGAGGUGGAGCAGAAGACGCUGGGCGGCUCUGAACGCCUGCGGCGCCGGCUGGUGCUGCUGCAGGUGCUGGCUGUGAUGGUGGAGACGCUCCAGCACACGCUGCUGCUCCGGAGACACGCCCAGGUGGUGGGCUUCAUGGAGAGCCUGCUCCAGAGAGCCUGUGUGGGACUGGAGCAGCCGAGUCCUGCGCAGGCGAUCGAGAGCCAGACGCUGAGCAUGGGACUGGGCCUGGUGGCCACGCUGCUCUCUGCCCCGCAGGGUGUGGAGCGGCUCAGUGGCGGGGGAGACGCCCCGUCCACCUCCCAGCUCUUCUCCUCCGUGUCCAGCCUGCUGGCCCCGCUGCUGACCCUGUCGGAGAAGCACCCGGACCUCUUCAUCCGGGAGCUGGCCUCCAACCUGCGGGCCCUCAUCGCCUCCCGGGGCACGUGUGGGGCCCCGAGCUCGGGCUCGCGGAGCCGGAGCGGCGGCGGGGGAGGGGCGGAGCCCACCUUCUCUGAGUGUGUGAUGGAAGCCUGCCACCCAGACGUGCCCACCAGAGCUGUGGCUCUGAGGGUUCUGACCCGGAUGCUGCAGAGCCGAGAGCCGCCCGCUGUGAAGGAGAAGGAGAAGCUGCUGCUGCUCUUCCUGGAAAACCUGGAGCACGAGGACUCGUUCGUCUACCUGUCAGCAGUGCAAGGACUGGCGGCUCUUGCUGACUGCUUCCCUGAGAAGAUCCUGCAGCGCCUCCUCGCAGGCUUCCAGCACAGCGCUGCUCCCAGCUCCCGCUCCGUGGAGUCCAGACUGAAGAUGGGAGAAGUGCUGAUGCGGGCCAGCCGAGCCAUGGGGGACCUGGCCCCUCACUUGGGUCGUCCGCUCAUCGCCGUCUUCCUGAGAGGAGCGCGGGACCCAGACCACGGCGUCCGGGCCAGCAGCCUGUCCAACCUGGGGGAGCUGUGCCAGAGGCUGGACUACGCCCUGCUGCCGCUGGUGCAGGAGCUGUCCUCGUGUCUCACCGCACUGAUCAAGACGGAGAAGGAGGUGGAGGUGCGACGAGCCGCGGUGCAUGUUGUCACCGUGCUGCUGCGAGGACUCGCUGACAAAACCACCCAGGUUCUGACCGACGUCUUGCUGGACCUGUACCGGGCCCUGAAGCUGGUGGCCCGCAGCGACCCGGACCCGGUGUCGGUGCUUCACGCUCAGCUGGCGCUAGAGGAAUUGGACCUGGUCAUGAGACGCUUCAUCUUCCCGCAGCAGAAGCUGGAGAAGAAGAUCGUGGUUCUUCCUUGAAGUGCGGCCCGGUUCUGUCCAUGUUCUGCAGCUGUGAAUAAAAGGUCUCGCUCUG